UUCCUGGAGGGGUCAGUGAGCGUGUCCCCGGUGACAGACACCCUGCAGGGGGCGGGGCUCGGCGACGGUGACAGGAAGGAGGGGUAACCGGCUGAGGCUGCCCCUGGCGGACCGGCCCGGUAUGUAGGCCGCGGCCGGGGGAGGCUGGACCAUCCGCACUGUGAGGGGGGUAACCGCAGGGGGCGCCUUCCAUUCAUUCAACUGCCCUCCGCAGGAACAGCAAAGAUGGUGGACGUCGGUGUUGGCGCCGGCGGCGAGAGCACCAGAAGAAAGAUGGAUUCCCUGGCGGACUGCGCCACCGAGGUUGUUCCGUUAGAAAUGUACGACUCCUUCAGGGCGAAAAUUGAUGCAAACUUACAGUGGAUCUGCUCCAAGGCGUACGGCAUCGAUAACGUCCCCGAGGAGCUGAAAGACCCUUUCUACGUGGACCAGUAUGAGCAGGAGCACAUUAAGCCGCCCGUCAUAAAGCUGCUGCUCUCCAGCGAGCUCUACUGCCGCGUCUGUGGCCUUAUUUUGAAGGGAGAUCAGGUGGCGGCGUUGCAGGGCCACCAGCCCGUCAUUCAGGCUUUAUCUCGGAAGGGGAUUUACGUCAUGGAGAGCGACGACGUGCCCGUGUCCGACUCGGACCUCAGCUGCUGCCCAAUCAAAAUGAGCGCCCACAUGUCCAUGAUCGAUGCCCUCAUGAUGGCGUACACGGUAGAAAUGAUCAGUAUCGAAAAAGUAGUCGCCAGCGUCAAACGUUUCUCGACGUUCAGUGCCUCGAAAGAGCUCCCGUACGAUCUGGAGGAUGCCAUGGUCUUCUGGGUCAAUAAGGUUAAUCUUAAAAUGAGAGAAGUACUAGAGAGAGAGCAGAAAUUAAAACAACAGAUCGUCGAGAGCCCAAGUCAUCCAAAGGUUCGUUACCGCCGAGACCAUCCGUCAAACAGGCAGUUACCUUACUUUCCGUUACUCGAGGACCUCAUGAAGGAUGUCAGUGACGGGGCUGCGCUUCUCACCGUUAUACACUACUACUGUCCCGAUCACAUGAAACUGGAGGAUAUCUGCUUAAAAGAAGUCAUGUCGAUAGCCGACAGUCUGUACAACAUCCAGCUUCUUAAGGAAUUCUCCAAUGAAUAUCUAAACAAAUGUUUUUACCUUACCUUGGAAGACAUGUUGUACUCACCGAUGGUUCUUAAGCCAAAUCUCAUGGUUUUUAUUGCUGAGCUUUUCUGGUGGUUUGAGAACGUGAAACCGGAUUUUGUUCAACCGAGAGAUACUCAAGAAUUAAAAGAAGUUAAGCCAGCGUUACCGCAUAAAAGCAGUCGGCCAUCGGUACCCAUUUCCAACGCCACAAAGCGAAGCUUCAUGGCCAGCCCGGCGAGCGCAUCUGAUCCCACGCAUCACGCGGCCGAAGCGUGCAGAGCAACCUACCUGCAGCCAGAAGAGGCGGAAAACGGAAGAGGGAGCGCAGCGUUCAGUCCAUCGCACCCGUUAUUACCCCUGAGGCAAAAACAGCAAAAGACCGCACAGUCGGAAGAGAGUCCCAGUCACAGAGAUCGUUCCAACUCGUUGACACGGGCGGACGGGCAGCCUCGAGGUUCAGUGAUAGCCUGGCCUGAGAAGAAGCCAAGGCCGCUGUCUCAGCCAAUGCCUUUCGCUCUUCACUGUGCGACCGACGACGUGGACGCCGCGUCUGGAGAUAGUAUCAGCCUUGCCCGAUCCAUCAGCAAAGACAGCCUGGCCUCAAACAUUGUCAACGCGACCCCAAAACAUCACCCGCCGCCCACUCCAGGGCUCCCGAGUUCAAGGAGCCUGCUGGGAAACGUCGAGAUGGACGACGAAGAGGAACUCGUGGCUUUUAUAAGAUCGGAUGAAACGUCGAGUCAAGGAGAGUUGGAGUUACAAAGCGUGUCUUCCAGGGCAUCUAGUCAACCAGGCACAGCGAGGUUGUCGAGGAGGCCAGGAGAUGCUCUAGACCAUAGAUCUGAAAGCUUUUUCUUGGAGCCCUUAAUGCCUGCUGUGCUUAAACAAUCUAAAGAAAAACUUAUUGUGCCCAAGAGGGAAGAAUACGGGGAGGGUAAACAAUCAGGCUUUCUACCCAAACGACAAAAUGAGGGCAAUCUGUCCUUUUCUCGGACGAAAACUGCUAGCAAUCACGCCGCGCACAACUUGAAUAGAACUUUUACUCCGGUCUAUAGUUCGCAGUUUCCACCCGGGUCGGAUUCUCCUAGAACAGAACCUCUGCAGUUAUCUGUAGAGACGGGGAGCAGUACCUUCAGACCCGCCACUACUAGUAGUGUCGAGCAAGGCGAGCAGCCGGGCGGCGGAUUCUUUCUUCAUGAUGCCAAAGCGGAGAUGGUCAUCGACGAUAAACCUUUCGUAGAACGUCCGAAGGUCGGGAAUCCCGAAGACCCGGACGGCACGUGGACUGUCUUACGGCAGGAUUCAGAUUCUGACAACCUGGACACGGAGGACUGCGAUCCCGAACUGGCGCCUUCGCUCCCUGUUGGCAAGUAUAUAGGGGACGUGGAGUCGGCCAAGCUGCAGGAAGACAUGAAAGUGAAAGAACACGAUGACAAGGAUGACGCGAGUGGACGUUCCAGCCCGUGCCUGAGUACCAUCUCGCAGGUCAGCAGCGUCUCCAUGGCGAGCGGGAGCGUGCGGAUGACCAGCUUCGCUGAACGCAAAUUUCACCGACUCAAUAGCUACGAAACCAAGUCCAGCACCAGUAGUUCACAAAAGACCACUCCUGACGGCUCGGAGUGCGGCCCUCCUCCGCUAACUACGUGGAAACAGAGGAGGGAGCAGAGCCCGGGGCGGCCGAACAAAGACCACGUGAACGUCCUGGCUUCCGAACUCGUGCAGCUCCACAUGCAACUGGAGGAGAAACGGCGAGCUAUCGAGAUGCAGAAAAAGAAAAUGGAGUCGUUGUCCGCCAGGCAGCGCUUAAAACUGGGCAAAGCGGCUUUCUUGAACGUGGUGAAGAAAAACGAAGGGACGUCUCAGCCGAUGAAGCCGGGGCCGAAAGAGUACGCCAAGCAUAAAUCGGAGGGUCCCGUUACUCUGCACGCCAAAGUAGAGCAUUACCACGAGAAACUAGAAAACGCAAAUAAAGAGAACGACAGAGAUGCAAAGAUCCAAGAAACCGCGGCUAUCGUCAAACUUAAGCAGGAGGAGGCAGAAGUCGACAACGCCGUCCCCAACGCCGACGACGCCGACUCCGAGGUGGACGUGAACGAGUGCGAUCUCUCCAUCGAGAAGCUCAACGAGACGAUAAGCACGCUGCAACAAGCUAUCCUCAAAAUAUCCCAACAACAGGAGAUGCUCAUGAAAGCCCCGGCUGCGGUUCUCCCAGCACCUAAAAGCAACGGAGAGGAGACCAAGUUAAAGCCGCCCGUGCAGUUUAUCGAGCCGCCGUCUCCCACGGGAGCUGGGAACGCUCGUAAAAACAGCAGGUUCGGGCAGGGGAGAAACCCGCGAGCCUUGCGGCUGGCCGAGCAAAAAGCCUCUAAAGACAAACAGCAAAGCUCCGCUCGGGUAAUCACCCCGACGCAAAGUAUAGACACCCUUCCUCACUUGAAGGGCGCUCUGACCCUAAAGUCUCCCUGCCUGUCUACGGAAGAACCCUUUUUUGACGGCAGUCCGGAUCAGGGAAGCGCCCAUCAGGACCAGCUGUCGGCGAGCAGCUUCAGGCUCGUUGACGAGAACCAACGGACGUUUGUGCUAGCCACUUCCAAAGACGCCAACAACGUCGCCGAGCAGGCCAACAAAGAGGCCGUGAGCGGCUUGCGGAUAGCGGGGUCUUCGGAGAGCUCGGGGAAGGAAAACGUACCGGUCGACGAGAGGCUGAAGAGCAAGACCAGCCUUAUCGAGGUGGACCUGUCUGUUUUGAAAGACCCCGAGGAAGUCGGAGAAAUCGACCAGCCGGAAAAAUCCACCGACAUCAUUGCUGAAGAUCAGAAGUCCGGUGUUGGGUUUUUCUUCAAGGAUGAUCAGAAAGCAGAAGAUGAGCUGGCAAAGAAGCGGGCAGCGUUCUUACUGAAACAGCAGCGGAAGGCCGAAGAGGCUCGCCUUCGAAAACAGCAGCUAGAAGCCGAAGUCGAACAAAAGAGAGACGAGGCUCGACGCAAAGCAGAGGAAGAUAGGAUACGCAAGGACGAGGAAAAGGCUCGCCGAGAACUUAUAAAGCAGGAGUAUCUCCGGAGAAAGCAACAGCAGAUCCUCGAGGAGCAAGGUCUCGGUAGGCCUAAACCGAAGCCCAAGCCCAAGAAAACCAGACCGAAGUCUGUUCACCGGGAGGAGUCCUACAGCGACUCGGGAACAAAGUGCUCGUCAACGCCCGACAACUUAAGCAGCGCCCAGUCUGGCUCCAGCCUUUCCUUGGCCUCCGGAGCGACCACCGAGGCAGAGAGCGUUCAUUCGGGGGGGACCCCGUCGCACAGAGUCGACUCUGUGGAAACGUUACCUAUCGUGAACAGACACCAGAGCAGAAACUGCGAGAGAGACUGGGAAAACGCAUCGACCGCUUCCUCCAUCGCUUCCGUGGCAGAAUAUUCAGGUCCCAAACUUUAUAGAGAGCCAAGCAGCAAGUCAAACAAGCCAAUAAUCCACAACGCUAUAUCCCAUUGCUGCUUAGCUGGAAAAGUGAACGAGUCGCUGAAAAAUUCAACUUUGGAGGAGCUGGAGAAAUGCGACUCCAACAACUACAUUAUCCUGUUCCGAGACGCCGGCUGUCAGUUCAGAGCGCUCUACUCCUUUCACCCGGAAUCCGAAGAAAUCUUCAAACUGACCGGAACCGGCCCAAAGAGCAUCACGAAGAAAAUGAUCGACAAACUUUAUAAAUACAGCUCGGACAGGAAACAGUUUACGGUGAUCCCGGCCAAAACCAUGUCUGCCAGCGUGGACGCUGUGACCAUUCAUAACCACCUCUGGCAAGCCAAGCGACCAGCCCUGCCAAAGAAGAAUCCGGUGUACAAGUAACGCUAAAAAAAAAAACGGGGGGGAGGGAAACGUCUGAAAACAUGUAAUUGUUUACUACGUUUUCCUCCCGUCGGUACAAGCGGCGGGCAGCACUUUGAAUGUUUUUCAAAGGGGGAUUUUAAAGAUACGGUUUUACGGCGACGGAGUUGGCGGGAAUCAUUUUGAUACGGAAGAACCUGGUGCUUAAUCUCUCUCUCCAGCACCAACCUGAUUCAUUUGAAAAACACGUCUGUGGUUUUUUUUUUUUUUUUCUUUUUUCCUUUUUUUU
Molecule: messenger RNA, 5227 nt
Organism: Spea bombifrons (plains spadefoot toad)
Lineage: Eukaryota; Metazoa; Chordata; Amphibia; Anura; Pelobatidae
Gene: CAMSAP1
Product: calmodulin regulated spectrin associated protein 1
Exons: 18
Coding region: 226-4959 (1577 amino acids)
Biological process (GO): cytoplasmic microtubule organization; neuron projection development; negative regulation of microtubule depolymerization
Cellular component (GO): microtubule minus-end
Molecular function (GO): microtubule minus-end binding; calmodulin binding; spectrin binding
Source: RefSeq, a predicted model, not a curated record